AUCUCUAACACCAAAACCUUCUCUUUCCACUUUCUCUCUGAUACGGUACUACUACCUUCAGGCAUGGCAGAAGAGAAGAAGAAAAAGAAAGUCGACAACAAAAAGCAAAAGGAGCACCAAGCUUCAAAGUUAUUGUAUUCAUCAGAUUUUUCAUUCAAUCCAAGCUCAGAUGUAAAAGGUCUCCGAUUUGGAGGCCAGUUCAUCACAAAAUCCUUCACAAUCCGACGAGCAAGAACCCUAGAGCUUCUGAAACUCCUCUCUCUUCCACCACCAACCAAUAAUAACAAUAGUAAGCCCAGAAACAAGCUUCUUGUUCCUUUCUCUUCAACCCUAGCUUUCAUCCCCACAAACUUCACAAUCUUAGCUUACCAUGCUUGGCAUACUCUCACGCUUGGCCUCGGCACCAAGAAGUCAAAGGUUGUCUUGUUCGUGUUUGAGAGCGAAGCGUUGAAGAAGAAAGUUGAUGAGAUUUGGCCAUUGGAGAUAUCACUUGGGGAAGUGAACAAGAAGCUCAUAAGGGGCCUUAAAGGGUUCGAGAUGGCGAGGUUUAAGUUCAGGAAAGGGUGCGUGACUUUCUAUGUUUAUGCUGUUCGACAAGUUGGUGGAUCAGGGUUUUCAAGUGUUGCAGAUCUGAGACUUAUUUUGCAGUCUGUGGUUUCUCUUAAUGAUUUCUUGGAUCAUACCGCUGUGCUUGCCAUGCCUAAGCAGAGAAGUAUCAUGAGUUUCUCUCAUCCUCUAGCCAUGGCUCAUUGAUUAACUAAUUAAGGGAAGUUAUAUUCAUUUGCAUUAUUAAUAAUAUUCAUUACAAAUAAUCUAGGUCUUAUGCUACUUAA
Messenger RNA from Neltuma alba, 833 nucleotides. RefSeq lists its product as uncharacterized. The coding region runs from base 64 to 753 and encodes 229 amino acids. The transcript has a single exon. The record is from RefSeq and is a predicted model, not a curated record. Lineage: Eukaryota; Viridiplantae; Streptophyta; Magnoliopsida; Fabales; Fabaceae.